UCUCUUCCGGUGUACUUGAUGUCAUUUCCUGCCAUGCGGCGCAUUAUAAGAGACCCCGUGGCGGCGAGUAGCCCUUUUCCCCGGAUUGAGGCGCGAAAUGGCGGAUAACCAGACUGAGAGGGCUUACCAGAAGCAGCCCACCAUCUUCCAGAACAAGAAGCGAGCCCUCGUGGGUGAGGGCAGCAAGGAGAAGCUCCCCCGGUAUUACCGAAAUGUAGGCCUGGGCUUCAAGACCCCACGAGAGGCCAUCGAUGGAACCUACAUUGACAAGAAGUGUCCGUUCACUGGAAAUGUAUCCAUCCGGGGCCGAAUCCUAACAGGUGUUGUAACAAAGAUGAAGAUGCAGAGAACUAUUGUUAUUCGCAGAGACUAUCUGCAUUACAUCAGGAAAUACAACCGCUUUGAGAAGCGACACAAGAACAUGUCUGUACACCUAUCGCCCUGCUUCAGGCAGCCACUAGCCAUUCUCUGCCUGAUGGCCUUUGGUUAUCCUGGAGUCAGUGGAGGAUCGAUGCACAGUGGUAGUGAUCCAGGAACCCAGGCCAAUGUUCUGGGGGCAGGGAUUCAAAUCCGACAGUGGCAGGGAUGUGCAGAACGGGGACAGUGUGACUGUGGGAGAGUGUCGGCCUCUCAGUAAGACUGUGCGUUUCAAUGUCCUCAAGGUCACCAAAGCUGCAGGAGCAAAGAAACAAUUCCAGAAGUUCUGAAUGAUUGGUUGAGAUGAGUCAGUCAUAAUAAAAUAUGUGGACAAAC
Stegostoma tigrinum is the source of this 753-nucleotide messenger RNA. It is a transcript of the gene rps11, whose product is annotated as ribosomal protein S11. Gene Ontology annotation, biological process: translation. Lineage: Eukaryota; Metazoa; Chordata; Chondrichthyes; Orectolobiformes; Stegostomatidae. Gene Ontology annotation, cellular component: cytosolic small ribosomal subunit; ribosome. Bases 98 to 637 code for a protein of 179 amino acids. The record is from RefSeq and is a predicted model, not a curated record. The transcript is spliced from 6 exons. Gene Ontology annotation, molecular function: structural constituent of ribosome.